Molecule: messenger RNA, 1099 nt
Organism: Capsella rubella
Lineage: Eukaryota; Viridiplantae; Streptophyta; Magnoliopsida; Brassicales; Brassicaceae
Product: leucine-rich repeat protein 2
Exons: 6
Coding region: 128-787 (219 amino acids)
Molecular function (GO): protein binding
Source: RefSeq, a predicted model, not a curated record
CAGACCAAAGCCUAGUUUUAGUUCUCUUUAUUCUUCCUUCAGACCAGAGAAGAAACAACUUGUAAAAAGGGUUUGAAUAAGUCAAGAUCACGACCAAACCCUAGUUUUUGUCUCCGGCAACGAAGUAAUGGUGGCGAGAAACAGUCGACGGGAGCUCUUCUUUGCAGCUUCCCUGAUCCUAACCUUAGCUUUACUUCGUCUAUCGGAAUCAAACUCCGAAGGCGACGCUCUUCACUCGCUUCGCCAAAGCUUGUCAGAUCCAGACCAUGUUCUUCAAAGCUGGGAUCCAACUCUUGUUAAUCCUUGUACUUGGUUCCAUGUAACUUGUAAUCAACACAGCCAAGUCACUCGAUUGGAUUUGGGGAAUUCAAACUUAUCUGGACAUCUUGUAGCUGAACUUGGGAAGCUUGAACAUUUACAAUAUCUUGAACUCUACAAAAACAAGAUUCAAGGAAGUAUACCUUCUGAACUUGGGAAUCUGAAGAGUCUGAUCAGUUUGGAUCUGUACAGCAACAAUCUCACCGGGAAGAUUCCGUCUUCUUUGGGGAAAUUGAAGUCACUCGUCUUUUUGCGGCUUAACGAAAACCAAUUGAUCGGUCCAAUUCCUAGAGAGCUAACCGCUGUUUCAAGCCUCAAAGUUGUUGAUGUAUCAAGCAAUGAUUUGUGUGGAACAAUCCCUGUAGAAGGACCUUUUGAACACAUUCCUAUGCAAAACUUUGAGAACAACCUGAGAUUGGAAGGACCAGAACUACUAGGUCUUGCGAGCUACGAUACCAACUGCACUUGAAGAAUCUAUGAAAAGAAGAAUGGGGAUGACCUUGUAAGAACUGUGCACCAUUUUAUAACAUAUAUAUAUAAGUAAGUAACUCUGCAAGUGUUUGUAAAUCUAUAUAGUGCCUUGUUUCAUGUUAAAAUACAUGAGAGGCUUCAAAGACUGAAGGAAACAUGCAGUGUUGUAUUAUUGUAUUGGUAGAUUUUAACAUGGGAGUGUAUUGGUGUGUUGGUAGAUUGUAUCUUGAAUGAGUUGUUAUACAUUCUAUAAUAUGUGUAAUUGGUUUUGGAUUUUGCAGUAUUUAGCUAUAUGUAUAAUAUUGAGUUA